CAUGCCUCGUUCUUCCGGCGUUGCGAAUGUGCGUUUCUUAAAUCGUCCGCUGUUCUGGUUUAGAAGGCCAAAUAGCGACAACUCGCGCACAGGUUCAGGCGGGAUGUCUGCGGCGCUACGUGUCCUCUACUCAGUGUCCCGGCCAGGCUCUUUCAUAGCUGGCCACAACCUUGUGCGUCCUCUCAGUUUAUCUGCUCACAGGGAGGGGUUCAAAUAUGUGAAUGCUCAGGAACUCCCCACAGAUAUGAAGUCCAUCACAGACCGAGCUGCCCAGACUCUACUGUGGACGGAGUUGUUUCGAGGUUUGGGAAUGACCAUGAGUUAUUUAUUCCGUGAGCCGGCCACGAUUAACUACCCAUUUGAAAAGGGCCCACUGUCCCCACGUUUUCGUGGAGAGCAUGCCCUGCGUAGAUACCCCUCUGGAGAGGAGCGCUGCAUCGCCUGCAAGCUGUGUGAGGCCAUCUGCCCGGCUCAGGCCAUCACAAUUGAGGCAGAGCCUCGUGCUGACGGCAGCAGGCGGACAACACGUUAUGACAUCGAUAUGACAAAAUGUAUCUACUGUGGGUUCUGUCAGGAGGCCUGCCCUGUGGACGCCAUCGUAGAGGGGCCUAAUUUUGAGUUCUCCACAGAGACCCAUGAGGAGCUGCUCUAUAACAAGGAGAAGCUGCUCAAUAAUGGAGACAAAUGGGAGGCUGAGAUCGCUGCCAAUAUUCAGGCUGACUACCUCUAUAGAUAGACAGACUGUCUUUCUUUUGUAUAAACAUUGACUGACUGAACCUGGACUGACUCACCUUCAGCUUUAGAAAUCUGUGGAUCAGUGUUGAGUGGCCCAAAAGUAUUGUAACACGUAUUCCAUUGUGGUGUGAUUCAUCAUUUUAAAUACACUAAUGGUUUAAGACUUAAUGCUGCAGUACUUUUGGGACACUCCACCUUCAAAGUACUACAUGUCUUAUCAGUUAAUUCUUCCACGUUGUGAAAUCUGAUAAAACCAUGGCACUUGUGUACUGCACAUCAGUACAAAACCAAGACACACUGACUGACUGACUGACUGACUGACUCACAUACACCCUCGCCCUUACUGUCCAGAUGUGCUCACUGACCUCACAGACACAGACACAUGCGGCAUACACACUCUGCCAUAAGCUCGUCUCGGAGUGAGACAUCAAAUGAGACGUUUAUUAUAGGCUGAAAUUUUAAACACUUCCUUUUACUCCAGCGAGUCAGCAUGUUUUAAAGGAACAGUUUGACCACACAUGCUAACAUGGCUAAUGGUGAGUGGAAUCUGGUAGAUGCCUGUUACCUUGUCAUUUACAUCAUUUUCUUUUAUUCACUGUUAGAAACAUGACCAAACUGUUCCUUUAAUACAAAAAUGUACAUGAAGUACAAAGACUACAAACCAGACAGGUAGUUGUACAAAAAUGGGUGAUGCACCACUGCUUGGUCGAAAAGUGAGCUUUUCAUUUCAAUACAACCAACACUUCCUGCCAUCUCUGUCCCUUUGUUUUCUUCCCCUUCAGUCUGUCCAUCUGGAGGAUAAAACCAACAUAAGAUGUGUUGCAGUAUGAAACCAUUCGACACGCGAGUUGAGUUACUCUUGCAUUAUGCCAUAUACAAAGACAGAUGGGUUUGUGUGUCAUUGAGAACUGUAUAAAUACUUGUGGACCCUAAAUAAUGAAUAAAUUAAUGCUCUGUCCAAGCGUUG
This is a messenger RNA of Colossoma macropomum (tambaqui), 1702 nucleotides long. RefSeq names its product NADH:ubiquinone oxidoreductase core subunit S8a (gene ndufs8a). Gene Ontology annotation, molecular function: NADH dehydrogenase activity; 4 iron, 4 sulfur cluster binding. The transcript has 7 exons. Lineage: Eukaryota; Metazoa; Chordata; Actinopteri; Characiformes; Serrasalmidae. Gene Ontology annotation, biological process: mitochondrial electron transport, NADH to ubiquinone; mitochondrial respiratory chain complex I assembly. The coding region runs from base 2 to 736 and encodes 244 amino acids. Gene Ontology annotation, cellular component: membrane. The record is from RefSeq and is a predicted model, not a curated record.